UCUAUGUAGCCUUAUAUGACAUUCAGAUCCAUGAAAAGAGAUGAAAGCUCAUCCACUAUGGACUACAACUUGCCCGACAGGACAGGAAGAUGAGCUAGAGCAGCUCCAGACAGCUGUCUGCGUCUAUGCAAGUGUAGAAUGAUGAGUAGCCUCAAACAACACAUCACCUCAUUAGUUCAGGACUUUAUUCCACUGGGGCCUUCAAGGCGUCAUAGCACUGAUGCCAAGAGCUCUUCCACCUCUGUGCUUGGCAGUCCCCCUCAGGGAACUCCCCUUAGGCCUGGGCACACCCCGAGGCCGAUGAAUCCGUUUACCAAACGGACACUGCCACUUCAGAGACCUGAAAAAGACCACAUUGUCAGGCCCAGUGGGCUGUUUCCCUCAGGUUCCAACACAGGCUCAGGGUUGAAUAAGGAUGGUGUGGUCAAACACAGCGUGCUACAGAAAAAAACUCAACUGAACAACAACUUGAUCCCCUCCUCUGCCGACGCCCAACAGUGUGCUGCUCCUUUUCCGACCUGUAAGAGAGAAAGAAAGUUUAGCGCUGACCAAGAGAGAGAAUUUUCCCUCGCCUUGAGCAGAAAACUCAAUGAGAAUUUGAAGGUUGGAAGGGGUUUGACCCAGUCAGGGAGUGUUGGACCUCCUGGGAGCAGUUCAGUACCAUCAUUCUCCCGGUCAAAAGCUGAGACCCAAACGCCUUCUGAUCCCAGGAGAAGUUCCUUUAGCCAAGCUGUGACCACACAGAGGAAUGAGCAGAGCUCUACAGAGAACAGCCCUGUACUCUCACCCCAGCAGAAAAGUACACCGCCACCUCCAUGCACCCUGACACACCUCAACACCAGUCAAGCUACUCCAAGGCCACUCUUUAAGCAGUCUCUUUCAGAGGGUAGAGAGGUCAAAAGGCGUGACACCCUGAUCCAGCCAUGCAAUGCUGUCAACCCAGGAGACCGGCUAAGUGUUCAGUCCGCGUCCUGCGAGAGGAAAACCGUGUCCUUCUCUCCUGUGUGUGAGGGAAAUGACGCUAAACGCACAGUCGCUGCUGUGGACAGCUCUGACAGCAUUUCUGUGUUAGACGCUGACUCUUUGCCUUUACUGUCAACCAUGCCAAAAGAGAAACUAAACUCUGACCGAAGAUCUGCCUUCUCCACCUCACACUCAACCUCAGGUUUCAGUGACUGUCACAAGCUUGACUCACCCCCCCUCUCCCCUCACUCCCCUGCUCCAUCAGGGCUGAGUGAUGUGGGCCCCAGCAGAGCUGAGGCUUCAGACUGUCAACACAACUCCACUGCUGGGCAGUCUCUCUCUAGGGGGCAGAAGAGAGAGGAUAAGAGUGUACCAGUGUGGAGUGAUCCUUUGGACAUGGAACUGGAUCUGGGAGUGCAUGUAGAUGACUGUGCCCUCAGUAGUAGCAGCAGUAGCAGUGAAGAGGACCAGCUCCUCUCCUUAAAGGAGAUCAUGGAACGAAGCGCUCGCCCACCAGCCACCCCAGAGAAAGGAGUUAUCUCUGAGCCCAGCACUCCGCGAAAUACCCCAAUGGCUGAGUCUAAACAGAACAGAGAUCAGAGUUAUAGAAACACUCUGGACCAGAUGCUGCUGGAGAAAGAAGAAAAUCAAAGGUCGAAGGAAAGGGAGAUGCAGCUGCUCCAGUCCUGUAAGGACGACCUGCUGAGACUCAGCGAGGAGGAAGAGGAAGAAGAUGGCGACAACAGACAGGAAGACAUUUCAGAAGAGCAGAAGGAGUUUCUGCAAAAAUACUCUGUCAUCUCAAGUGCCAUCCGUGAUGUUCACCCAGGAGAGGAAGUCUUCACACUGUCCAAAUUUGGUCGACUCUUUAGCCACCGCAGCUUGGAACUCAGGAAGUGUUCUGCUGGCCCUCGCAACCGAGCCCAGUCAACCUUACUGCAGUGCAGCACUGAGCAGGCGUUAUUGCUGAUCAGGGCGGGCAUUCUGAAGAGAGCGUAUGGCUCUGCCCCUUGUCCGCCCAGUGUUGCCCGCUGGCUCUUCCAGAUGAUGUCAGUGCAUCCAAACCCAGGCAUUUCCUCUCUCCUCCUCCAGUCUUUGAAGUUUCUGGCCCUCAGCGCUGCUCAGAGCAUAGUGGAGAACAGGAGUGACAGGUUCCAGGUUUGGGUGCCCAGUGUGCGAGAUGUGUCUCUGGUCUUUCUUAACAUGGGUGCAUCUUUCAUCAGCCUGUUUCCACUGGACUCCCUCCAGCCCAGCUUUACUGAGGGAGACCUGCUAGAGGGCCUGGAGAUUCUGUCUGACGAUGUUUACAAUGAAGUUCAACACAUCACUUUUCCUGAGAGCAAUUUUGAGAACGUCAUCAAGUACCUGGCGAUUUGUGCUGCACUGUGUCCUCACAUGUACUCUGAUGAGGAUCUACUCUUGCUGAUGUCUAUGGUGUGUAGAGUCAGUCUGGAGACUCGUCUGCAAAUGCUGCCCUCCGCUGACGUCUGUUGUUUACUGCAACACCUUAUCAACAACAUCUCCCAUUGGCCAGAACAGUUGGCUCGUAUUUGCCAGAUUGUGAGUGAACUGACAGAUGAUCAUCAUAACCUCAGACGUCUGGUUCAGCUGCUUCCACACAGCUCCCGGGGAAAGCAACUCAGGAGGCAUUUGAGUUUGACCGUCAUUUCCAAACUGUUAAAUCAGUCGUACACACCCACCAGCACAGAGUUCCAGCUGUCUGAUCUACACCGUUACCUCCCCCUUAUGAGACCCUCGUUUCUUCUGAAGAACCUGCAGUCUGCUCAGGGCAAUUCACAGCACAACGACCAACAGGCGUACUAUCUCUGCUACAGCCUUUUGGCCUUGGUAAAUGAGGCCUCCAAUUUUGAAUUUCUGCCAGCAAAUCAGAAAAACGAGUUGAAGCUGCUCUCUGCUGAGCUGGAAAAGCACAUUAAGUGUGACAUCAGAGAGAGUGAGAAACAGCUUUACAGGAGCAAGGUGAAAGACUUUGUGGCAAGAAUUUAUACCAGAUGGCAAGUGCUGCUCCAGAGAUCCCGUCCUCUGCAGGGAAAGCUGUAUGAUUACUGGCAGCCACUACCUGAGGACGCAGUGAGCAGCAGUCACGAGAAGCCCAGCCGAGAGGAAGAGGAGGAGAUGGAGCAGGAGGAGGAUGAGGAUGACGAAGACUUCCACAGUGAGCCCUCGGAGGAAGAGAUGGAAGAGGAGGAGGAGGUACAUUAA
Chanos chanos (milkfish) is the source of this 3186-nucleotide messenger RNA. RefSeq names its product SMC5/6 complex localization factor 2 (gene slf2). NCBI's taxonomy places the organism in Eukaryota, Metazoa, Chordata, Actinopteri, Gonorynchiformes, Chanidae. The coding region runs from base 139 to 3186 and encodes 1015 amino acids. The record is from RefSeq and is a predicted model, not a curated record. The transcript is spliced from 23 exons.